This is a messenger RNA of Closterium sp. NIES-67, 4214 nucleotides long. NCBI's taxonomy places the organism in Eukaryota, Viridiplantae, Streptophyta, Zygnematophyceae, Desmidiales, Closteriaceae. The record is from the annotation of a GenBank genome assembly.
AGUAAUGUUAGGAGGAGCCUAACCAGAUGCUGUACACCAGCUUAGGUGCGCCUCGAUCAAGCAGAUACUGUACUGUACACCAGCUGACCUGACCAGUCGAAUGCGCCCGCUGCUGCUGCCCAGCCGCAGGUAGAAACGUCGCCUUCAUCUUUCACAAUGGUAGGGUACUAGGGUAGGGUAAUCGUCCUCGUCGCUUACAGUGCAGUGCAGUCCCGCUAACUUCAGAACGCGAUCUAAUGCGCCUGCCGCUCCCCUGACCUGAUCCCAUUGCGUGUCCUUAGUCCUUACCUGUCCCAGAACUGCCUUCGCUGGAGCCUCGCGUUUCCCUUGCAAGACUAAGACGUCUUUAAUCUCCUCCCAUUGCCCCUACGCCAAUCGUUCUCGCCUCGCAAUUGUCUAGCCAGGCGAUCUUAAUUAGGCCUUGGUUUCUGUCAAGCUUCUGAAUCGAGUAGGUCUUCCCGCAUCCUCCGCGGCUCAUUUGCUCAUGGCGCCACGACCACUCUCGAGGCCGUCCGGCUCGCUGAUCCUCCAUAUAAGCCUCAUCGUUAUAAGCGCAUUCGUUAUAGGGUCUGCCAGUACACCUUCGACCCCCUCUCCAGUCGAUUAUCGUCUCAUAUCUCGCCUUAUAAAGCGCCUCAAAGCAUCUCCUUUGCCUGAUUCCCUCCUAAAGUUACCCAGCAACCGUUACAAUGCGUCCGAUCUUUCAACACUCAGCAUCUCAGCCGUCGAUCGCCUGCUGAAGCCAUCUCCACCGUCCGAUUCCUCAUUACCCCGUGAUUCGCGGAUACCCUUCCAGAUACCCGAAUCACCUCAGGCCACCUCCGAGCGCCGACGACGCUUACAAGCGCUCCGGCCGUCCGGCAGAAAAUCCGGGAAGUAUACCCUCGGGAAUCCCGUAGAUCUCUCCAAACUUAAGAUCGUCCGUUUCUCUCCUCUCUCCUCUUCAGGCGUCUCUAACGCACCAGGAACGAUCGCCUGCAAGGGCCAAAAAUGCCCGGAUUUUUCCGCGUGCCCCGGUUUAGGCGGAAAAGUCUCCGCGUGUUGGAAUCCCGCGGAUCCCGAAGAUCCCGAUGCUGACCUGGCAGCGUACGGCCGUACGGUUCUCCUGAACCGUACGCAGUCGUACAUCCACUGGAGUACGGGAGUUAACCCUCUAGACCAGUGUUUAGAGGACGACGGGACGCAGCCAGGCCACCUAUUAAGGCCGGGGUGCCCGCCUGACGACGAUCCGGGACCAAUUACCCUGUCGCUUAGGACGGCGGAGUUAAGAGCCAAGCAGGCGCAGGCGAGACGGAGAUUGAAGUGGGGUAAGGCGGGGAAGAAGGAGCCGGAGCCGGCGGGGCAGCUGUUUGUGUUGGAGGACGUGUAUUUGGACGGCGAGGGGCGCGUGUUUAACGCCACGCAUCGUUUCGACGUCUCGGGAUGUGCCAAGCCGGCAACAAAGGUAGUGUACGGAUUAGACACGCACGUGUCUCGCCAGGAGACUGUACUGAAUCUGCUACUACCGGGUCACUUUAUGGAGCGACGCCCCAUGUACGACCAGAUCCUGAUGGUUCUGCCGCCCCUGCUGCCCCUGCACCACGUCCUGCCGUCCCUGCGCCAAGCCAAAGUCGUCACCCACGCAAAGAAGCUGCUCCAGCUGCUUAUAUCACAGCUGCUGGGCCUCUCUCUAGCGAAGCACUCCUUUCUGGCCAAUGGGGAGCCCGGCAGUAGCAGCAAGUACCUCUGGCAUGUGAAGAAGCUCUACCAGCCCGUCAUUCCCUACUGCUCCAACCCAGACCUCCCGCUCUGGAAGCACUUCCGCCGCCGCUUCCUGCUGCCCUCCCCACCUCCCCCAGACACCACCGACCCAACCGCUACCUCACCCAUCCUCGCCAUCUCCUCCUCCCCCUCCUCCUCCUCUCUCUCUGACGACCCCUCCUCCCCCCUCGAGCGCGUGCCCAAGGUGCCGCCUGGCUUUCUGGACGGGGCUCGCUCCGUGUUCCCCUCGCUGCCCGCCCUGCCGGAUGAGGGCUACGCACAGGGAGGGGACUUGCACGGGUCGUGGGUGCCCAUAGGCUGGCAGGUGGUGGUGGCGCACGACUCGAUGCGGUGCACCAAGGCACUGGGGCAGGUGGAGGAGCUGCUGCACCGGUACUUCCCUCCUGAUAGGAUCUUUGUGUUCUCGUCCAGCAGAAAGAUCAUGGAAGGCAAGCAUAUUUUCAACCGGGCGGCUCUAUUCAUAACCUGUCUGGGGCUCGCCAUCACCAACACCAUGUUCAUGCCGCCCCGGGCGGCAGUCCUCGACCUGCGGCCGCCCAUCCCCGCCAACCUCGCCACCCACUACACCCUCCUCUCCCGCUCCUUCGCCUCGGCCAACGACCUCCGCUCUUUCGUCCUCAUCUGCCAGCCGGGUGAUGACGUGGCAGAUCCCGCCACGUCGUCGGCGGCCCUCCGCGCGUCAUCCGGCCAGCUGGCGUGCAACGCGCGGGAAAUCGACGAUGUGAUUGACCGUGUUGCCCACGAUAUCUACUCCUCGCCCGGUGCCAUUGCCGCUGCUAUGUCCCCGGCUCGGGACGCCGAAGCUGCCGCCGAAGCUGCUGCCGAGGCGCUCGCCGACGCCGAAGCUAACGGGAGGUCGCUGCUGCGGCCUACAGACCUCAUCCGAGGCUCGGUGCUCCGGAGCUCGCUGCAGGUGCAGAAAUUCCGAUCCUGGAUGAAAUGUGUCGGCCAGGAGGGCUCGUGGGUCUAUGACCCGAAACCCCGCCGCCUCCCCUGGUGGUUUAUGGGGAAGCCGUACCAAUGUGACUCAGCUUUAAGUGGGAGGCACCUGGGGAAAGCCAUGGGGGCAGCUGAUAAGAUAGCGGAUGAGAAGGGGGAUCCAGAGGAGUGGACGGUGAGAGAAUCGCUCAAGUAUAAAUGGGGAGUGCCUGCCAACGCGUGUCCCAGGGUGCCACUUCGAUCCUGGGAGGUGGAGGAUGAGGAGGAGGGGCCGGAGGGGGGGAUGAGGACCGGAGGAGCGAGAGAAUCGAUGAGGAUGACGAUGCGUUUCGCCCACACUAGCUGGCUGAAAUUCACCCCGGAAAAGUUUUGCGAGAGGGUGGGCCGCGGGCGGCUGUUUCUCUUCCUGGGGGAUUCGCUCAACGAGCAGUUAUCCGAGGCGUUUCUCAACAACCUCCUUGUGAAAUUCCCGAAGCCGGUCGCGGAGGAACAUAUGACAAUGGAAGUUCCCAAGUACUGCUCCGACUGGCACAACGACUCGUCUGUGAAGCACGCCUUCUGCAAGUUCUACUCGGUCAGCGAUGACGUCUGCCCGGGGCUCCGGGCAGCUUACGUGCGAACGGACCAGCUCACGUUGUCCAACCCUCGCUCGUUCGACCGGCAGCCGUGGUCCCGAAUGGAGGUGAUUCGAGAAGCCGAUGUGAUUAUAGUGAAUCGCGGGCCGCACUACGAAGAGGAUGCGCUCUAUGCCCCCGUGCUCGAACGCGCCCUAAUGUACAUCCGAAGCCGAUUCCCAGAGAAGCUUAUUAUCUGGCGGAACACCCCGCCUGGUCACGCCAACUGCACGGGCCAGAAAACCCCGUUGAAAAAGCGCCAGGAUCCGGCGAUUCUCCCGUAUAACUGGGAUAAAUUCGCGCGGCAGAACAAGCUAGCGGAGGUGAUUGUAAAGAGGUAUGGAGCUGCCUAUAUGGACGUUGAUUCGAUGACGGCGCUGCGAAUCGACGGUCACAAGGAGUUUGUUCCGGCCAAGAAUGCAGUGGACUGCCUGCAUUACUGCCACCCGGGGCCGCUGGAUGGGUGGGUGGAGCACUUGUACAACACGCUCUCGUGGCUCAUGGCGCCCCCCCUCCCUGUCCAAUAGAGUGCAGUGCAGUGCUACUGUAUGUUCAGUUCACCGGGAGGUAUUACUGCCACCCCCGGGGGCUGGGGCCGCUUGGGCUUUGGCUGCAACAGCCCCCGGGGGUGGUCCAACAGAUGUUCAAUACGCUACUUUGUCUCAUGGCAUACCCCCGUGAAUCGUCUAUUUUUGAGGCGCCUCAAAAAUAGACUCCUCACGCUUUGUCUCAUGCAUUCCCUCCCCCUUCCCUCAAUUCAACUUAACCUCUGGAAUAAACUUGGUAGGAUGAUAAGUCUUAGCGGAUACUAAUUGUGCGGAGCCAAAUGUGCCACUGCACUGAGACAGAUGGGAUUCAUAUCUGUUCAGAAUAAUGUAACAUGCAAGUGACAUAUUGUCC